AUGUCAGAAAUCGGGGACUGGUUCAGAACCAUCCCUUUAAUCACCCGGUCAUGGUUUGCAGGGUCUAUCGUCGUUCCCCUCAUUGGAAAACUGGGCUUAAUUAAUCCUAUGAACCUCGUACUGGCGCCACAGUUAUUUUUUAACAAAUUCCACUUAUGGAGACCUGUAACCUCAACCCUGUACUUUCCAAUCUACCCAAACACAGGAUUUCUUUACUUGGUCAAUCUCUAUUUCCUCUACCAUUACUCCACAAGGCUUGAGACAGGGGCAUUUGAUGGCAGACCUGCAGACUAUGUCUUCAUGCUCACAUUCAACUGGCUCUGCAUUGUUAUAGUUGGUCUGCUCAUGGACAUGCAGCUGCUGAUGAUCCCACUCAUCAUGUCUGUGCUGUAUGUAUGGGCUCAGUUCAACAAGGACACCAUUGUAUCUUUCUGGUUUGGAACACGGUUUAAGGCCCACUAUCUUCCAUGGGUUAUUCUGGGUUUCAAUUUUAUCAUUGGUGGCUCUUUUCUGAAUGAGCUGAUUGGAAACCUCGUGGGCCAUCUGUACUACUUCCUUAUGUUUAAGUACCCCAUAGACCUUGGUGGUCGUGCCUUCCUCUCUACACCAGAAUUUCUGUAUAGACUUUUCCCAAACAGGAGAGGAGGAGUGUCGGGCUUUGGAGCACCACCCACCAGAAGAGCAGCUCCACAGGAACAGGCUGGGUUUGGGAUGGGGCGAUACAAUUGGGGCCAAGGAUUUCGUCUUGGUGGUGAAUGA
Messenger RNA from Knipowitschia caucasica, 759 nucleotides. The record is from the annotation of a GenBank genome assembly. Lineage: Eukaryota; Metazoa; Chordata; Actinopteri; Gobiiformes; Gobiidae.